UUUUCCUGAUUGUUUUUGUUGACAGCACGUGUUGCUUGUUCUCUCAGAUCUCAACAGAGAUCUCUUUUUGCUAUUAAAUAAUCGUUUUUGACCGCUAAAUUAACAAUAAACUAACGAUAUUUUUCUAAAUAGUGUUUCUGUGAUGGGCAGGAAAAUACGGAGUAAAAAGCACAACAAACUAAAACCAGUUGACCCCUUCAACAGAAAAGCGAAUUCAAAUACCUUUAAAGGUAAGGAUGAGUUUCAAAACAUGGCACCCAAAAAGCUUGGUCAAGAGGCGCCCGGUUCGCUAAAGAGGCUCUUCAUUAUGGAUGACAUGGAUGGACCAACAAAACGAAAAAAAAAAAAAAAAACCAACCGAAUUAUAGUUCGCACAUUGAAUCACCGCAACGGUACAGCAUCAUUCGUCUCCCAGAACAUUUACGAAACAAAUGAGCAAUUCCUCAGGAGGGUUUCACAGAUGGCUAAUAGAGCACGUGAAAAGGCGGAUAUCUCUGCGAAAUUUGAUGUCCACUUCAACGAGGAUGGUUCACUCACGCAUGAAGUAUCUGACUCAGCGAGUGUACUUACUAGGAAAAAAAGACGACUGCAAGAGUAUAAGGAAAAGCGAAAAGCUAAAUCGAUGAUAUUGAAAAAACCGCGUGACAUAUGCGAGGAAACCAAUCGUCCACCGAAGGAAUUCCCUGGAAAGGAGCGAUUUAAGUUCGGGGAAGUUGUACAUGCACCACCAGAGAUAACUGCGAAACUUAGAGGCGCUCCUAAACGGGAUCCUAAAAAAACCAUUAAAAGUCUGAUGUGCAAUCCGGAGAACAUGGGGAAGGUAAAAAAAUCCCUAAGUAGUGAUUCUCAUACAAGCGUGGAACAGGCGCCGAAGGAAAACAAAGCAAAAGAAGUUCGGUCCGGAGAUUUCGACAUAAAUACAAUCUCUGGCCUAGAGAAGAUCCGAUGGAAAAGUCUUGAGGCCUCGAAAAGGGCUGAACUUGAAGUCGAGCGAGAACGAGUCAUUGAAGCUUACCGAAGGCUAAAGAAUAAAGCUUGAUUUGAGUUUGC
Molecule: messenger RNA, 1050 nt
Organism: Varroa destructor (honeybee mite)
Lineage: Eukaryota; Metazoa; Arthropoda; Arachnida; Mesostigmata; Varroidae
Cellular component (GO): nucleus
Source: RefSeq, a predicted model, not a curated record